AUGCACUUAAUCCCUCUUCCAUUUACACAAUACUGUUAUAAUUCAAGUUUACCAUUGACUUCAUUGACCGAAAAGCAAUGCGUUGAUUUUUCCACUACAUCUCAAGAGAAUUCGACUGGAGUAAUAAACAAAAUGACAAAGAUUCAUAAAUAUUUUCGUGGUGCUAUGAGUGCAAUGAAAUCUGCUACCAAAAAUAAAAUAUUCAAUCCCGACGAAGAGUCAUCUGAUGAAGACGAAGAAGUUAUCGGAAAUCAAGGUAUUCGUCUAAGAUCAUCUAGACAAGCAAGAGGAAGACGAGAAUUCUUGCAAAUCAAAUUAGUUCAAGAAAUGAAAAAUGAGCACACGGGUGCUAUAUGGGCUAUGCGUUUUUCACCAUGUGGUCGAUUAUUGGCUACUGCUGGAUAUGAUCGAAAUAUUCGAAUAUGGGUCUUGAAACAGUGUUAUCGAUAUUUUAAAGAGAUGCAACGAAGUUCUACUCCACCACCAACUAGUGCAAAAUAUGAAUCAGUUGGUUCAUUUAUAUCAAAUGAUUUUCAAACUGUAAAUGAUGCUACAUCCACUGUACUAUUAGAUGAAGAGAGUCGUUUUGAUUCGUUAAGCUUAACAUCGACUACCAUUUCAACAUCAGGUAAAACUGAUGUUAGUGAAGCGGAUGGAGCAUCUAGUAGCAGUUCUGCACAAGGAUAUUCUAAUGUACUCGGUCUAACUGAUGAAUUUCCUUCACCAUUAUCUUCUUGUGAUAGUACUAAAAAUAGUAAAACAAAACCGUCGGAAUCCACAACAGCACCUGGACCAAUAUCAUCAUCAUCAUCACCACCACUGCCACCGGCAACAACAACAACAACAACCGCUGCAUCAUCAUUACCUACAAUGCACAGUGUACAUCGUGAACGUAGAACUGUAUUUCGUUCAAAACCAUUAUUAGUUUUACGAGGUCAUGAAGGUGUGGUUACAGAAUUAGCAUGGUCUAAAAAUUUAUUCCUUCUAGCUACUAGUAUGGAUCAUCAAGUACGGCUUUGGCAUAUAAGUCGACGUGAAUGCCUAUGUGUAUUUAGUCAUAAUGAUACAGUGCCAACAAUUGUAUUUCAUCCAAAGGAUGAUCGUUAUUUUCUCUCUGGUAGUUUGGAUGGGAAACUUCGUCUGUGGAAUAUACCAGAUAAGAAAGUACGUUUUUGGGUCGAAGUCCCAGUACCUAGUGCUUUGCCAGUAGCAACUAAUACAUCAUCGUCCACAAAUACUGUUGCUAAUUUUUUUACACGUUCUAAUCCAUAUACCGGUUCACAAUAUACAACAUCAAUGCUGGGUCUUUCAUCGUCAAAAGGAAACAGUAGUGGUGGUGUUGGACCUAAAACAGUGAUCACUUGUGCGACAUUUGCUUGUGAAGGCACUAAAGUUGUUGUUGGCACAUAUGAUGGUCGUGUAUUGUUCUUCAAUAGUGAGCUAUCGUACAUAACUUUUAUAACAAUCAAGUCUGGUACCACAAAAGGUCGUCAUUGUCGUGUUACAGCUAUUGAAUGUGAUCCAUCUGAUUCAAAUAAGAUUUUAGUCACAUCAAAUGAUUCACGUCUACGUUUAGUUGAUGCCCGUGACUAUCAUACAUUGUGUAAAUAUCGUGGAUUUGUCAAUGAAACUAGUCAAAUACGUGCAUCGUUUAGUCCAACUGGUCGUUAUCUAAUCUCAGGAUCAGAAAAUGCAUUCUUUUACAUUUGGCAAAAAUCAUUAGAUGUUGAUAAAAUAUCACGAUUUUCACGUGUACGUAAAGAUAGAAAUAAUUGUUGGGAAGCAAUUAAAGCUCAUGAUACAAUGGUCACUGUAGCUGUGUUCAGUCCAAAUCCAAAUUUAGUAUUGAAUAAACAAUGUUCAACACGUAGACCGUUUAAUUCAUGCAUUAUUUCAAAUUAUUCUGAAUUAAGUAAUACUGAUUGCAUGGAUACUAAUCGUGGUAUUUAUCAUCCAAGACUAUUAAAUUUAAAUAAAUCAUUAGUUUCAACUACAACUAUAGAUUUGAAUCGAGAAACAUUAGUCUAUUUAGGUGAAAUAGUUGUUUCAGCUGAUUGUAACGGUUGUAUUCGAGUAUUCAAGAAGUAUUCAACGGAAACUACCCAAUCUACGUGUAGUUAAUAGAAGUUGACAGAUUAUUCAAUCAGACAAUUCGAUUACUUUUUGUGCAUAUAUAUAUAUAUAUAAAUAUUUAUGUUUACUUUGUAAUUUUUAUUAGUUGACCAUUAUUUGUAUGUAAGAAUAAAAAGAUGAUUUGACUGUGUACACUGACAAAGUCUUCCUUGUAAUCAUUUCCAUUCAGUUUCUGUAAAACUCUGCUAAUCAAUAUCUUUUUGAUUGGAAUUAUUCUCAUGAUCAUAUAUACAUAUAUAUAUGUAUAUGUAUAUAUACAUAUAUAUAGCUUGUGGGCGAGGUGUUACAAGAAGAAAAUAAUAUUUUACUAUAUUUCACAUUAUUUCCAAACGUUUAUUGUCAGUGAUUUUCUCUUAACUUUUCGCGAAUUGUUUAUUUUGACAACAACAACAGCCACAACAGACAAACAAUCAAACAUCAUUAUUUUCUUCUAUUAAAUUAUUUGUUUAUCAUUUAAAUAGCACUAAUUGUUUUUAUUUUGUGUGUGUUAUCGUUUCACUUUCAUUAUUCUCAAUUGAUUGGAGUUAUUGUUGAUGGAUAGGUAAUGUUUGCUCCCGUUUUUUUUUCAUAUGUUUUUGUACACUCCUAGUAUCAUUUUAUCCGUGUCCAGUGAAUAUGAUGAAUUUAUGAAACACAGUGUUGUUUCAAAAUGUGAUCUAUUCAUCAUUUUAUUUAUUUCUAACUGAAUUAUUAUUAUUAUUAUUUUUAAUGAAUAAUUUUAUUUUCUAUUAUUCUAGUUUAAAUAAUAUUGUAUAAUAAUAAUAAGAUGAAAUUAUU
Molecule: messenger RNA, 2910 nt
Organism: Schistosoma turkestanicum
Lineage: Eukaryota; Metazoa; Platyhelminthes; Trematoda; Strigeidida; Schistosomatidae
Source: the annotation of a GenBank genome assembly